Paramisgurnus dabryanus is the source of this 2806-nucleotide messenger RNA. It is a transcript of the gene osmr, whose product is annotated as oncostatin M receptor. The record is from RefSeq and is a predicted model, not a curated record. Lineage: Eukaryota; Metazoa; Chordata; Actinopteri; Cypriniformes; Cobitidae. Gene Ontology annotation, molecular function: protein binding.
CGUGUUACCUAAGACACUUUGAGCUCAGAGCUGACUGCUGAAGGUCCUGUAUAGACACAAUGAUGUUUUUAUAUUGGAUAAAGAUGCUUAUGUUUCUCGUCCUUGCUAAACAUGUCAAGAGCUGGAAUUCUGCAUCAGAUAAGGUUGUGCUGGGCAUUACUAAACUCGAGGCUUUGGACAUGUGGAGGCUGAAGAUGGAGUGGAAUAUGAAUGGUGAAGAACAUAGAAAUCAGACAUAUGAAAUACAAGUGGGACGCACAAAAAACAUGGAUGUUAUCGAAACAAUCUCAUUGAAUGCUGUACUUAACACAAUGAUCUGGAGGUCACAGAUGCCACUGAAUUGCACAGAUCACUCGGUGAGAAUCAGACACAUCUCUCAUAACUCAACCCUCGGAUCAUGGAGCGCAUGGAAAACUCACUAUGGGGAUGAAAACUUAUCUCAGAGUAAAUUCAAGAUGUACCCUGAACAACAGGUGCUAAAAGAAGGUUCCACUGUACUGUUCUGCUGUGUUUAUUCAGAAGAUACCAAUAUCACAUCUCUAUACUUCAAAAACACUCCCUAUGAAGCCAUCAAUAUAAGCCCACGAGUCAAAGCUAUUAGGGUGGAAAACAUAAAAGCUACAACAACGUGGGGUGUAAAUUCUUUCUGCGAUGAGCACGAUCAGAAAACAGUUUUUAACUAUGUUACCUUCCCUCCUGAGAAACCUCAGAAUAUUACAUGUGAGACCAAAGACUUAAGAAACGUUACCUGCUCAUGGAAAGUACGCAGAGCUCCUAAUCUGGGCAAAGGAUUCAAAAGGAAGUACAGAUUAGUAAUCAGGGACACUGAGGCGGGUAGCUGCAGGUCAGAAGGUCUUUUGGUUUCCUGCAUUUUUGAAGUCAUCCAGCAUUGGGUCUCUUACAACAUCACUUUGUUUGAAAUGAACGGUUUGGGGCAAGCCAGUGAGCAGUACGUAUUCAACAUCACAGAAAGAGUUUUCCCGUUCCCUGAGCUUUCUAAAGUGAGUGCGGGUGUACUGGAUGCUAUGGUUGUCUUGCGGUUAAAUGGAAACUUUGAAGGUCUAUCAAUAACUUGUCAGAUUCAAGUAAAGCCAGGAGAGACAAUACAGGAGAUGCAGCAGAAAGGUUCAAAUGUAUCUCAGCUUUACAAAUUCAAGAUAAAAGAACUGCAGCCCAGCAUGAACUACACCACUAGGGGGCGUUGUGCUAUACAGGGGAAUGAAUGGGGGAAAUGGACAAAUCACAGGGCAUUUUUUACAGGGCAUUUAGUGACGGUGGAUGUGUGGAGGCAAAUCAGAAAUCAUCCAAACCGCACUGUCACGCUUCUGUGGCACACUGUCAAAACCCAUCGCGAAUUGUAUAUCGAAGCCUAUGAGGUGUGUAAGAGCCGCGAGGGUCCACAUAGAAACGUGUGCAUCACUGUCACACAGACACCUCUAAAUUUAACUGUGGAUGACCAUGUCAUUAACAUCACUGUGCAGGCUGUCAUUCAAGCCGGCUUAUCUGUACCAUCCCAAAUAACCAUUCCUUCAGCAUAUACAGGCGGUGUGCUGGAGGAGAAGAGGAUUAUGGGUAAGGCAGAGGGAUUUCAGCUCUCGUGGAUGAGAGACUCUACCACCACAUGUGACUACAUCGUCGAGUGGUACGUGCUGGGUGUCCUUCACUGGAGAAAAGUCUCGGCUAAUCAGACCAACUUAACCCUCGAAGGAAGCCUUUUCAAACCAGGUGUUAGAUACGCUUUUACUGUCUACGGGUGUAACGCUGAAGGAAACAGACCUCAUGAAAAACAGAUCGGAUACUUAGAAGAACAAAAGCCCUCGAAGUUCCCCACACUGGACCAGAAUCCAACCGUGACUUGGUCUUCUGUGACCCUAAAAUGGAGUUUCAAAGAAGGAGACCCGAGUCACACCGGAUUCAUCACAGGAUAUAAGAUAACAAGACAGAAAGAUUUUAACUCUGAUAUUUCAACAAGUUUUAUAGAUAAGCCUCACAUCAAGUCUUUUACAUUCAGUGACCUAGAGGAAGAUCAGUCGUACAUAUUUCUUCUGGCUGCAUGUACAUCGGCAGGCUGCGGACCGGAGACAUCCGCCACCUUCACAACCACUAAAAACUAUUCUCUGCUGUUAGUCAAGAUUUCAGUUUCGCUCCUGGUAUUGGUCGCUUGUUGCAUUUGUCUGUGUUAUUUCAGAAAAACGCUAAAAGGAAUUCCUGAUAAAUUCAGCUUUCUGCACCUAAAAGCGUUGGAUCUGGAUGAGGAUCUUUACAAAGCAAGUGAAAAGAUUUGUAGUCUAAAGAUCGAGGACUGUCGUUGGUGUGAUGUUGAGGUUUUAGACCUGCACACCUCCUUGGUACAGAAAUCUUGGCUGACCGGCACAGAAGAUCCACGUCAUUCAUUCAUUGCUCAUAAAGUCAAAGUCCCAUCAUUCACAAAACCUUCUUACCAGCCCACCACCGGCGCAUGGGACGGACAGAACACAAAUCUCAUAAACUUCACUUAUGUGUCUUCUGGACAGCGAGAUUUAUCUGAAGAGACGGCCAAGACAGAUGGAAAAGUGCAGGAGCCCAAUAACCCUGGGUUUAUAAGUGACUAUGUCACUCAACUCUGUAUGCAUGAGUUAUGAAACUGUCCAAGGGUUGACCAAAUGACCGGAUAAAAGUGACAGCACUUGUUUGUGUGUAAAGUUGCAUCCGAAUUCAGUAUUGUGAUGUAUUUCCAUAAAUAAAUGCAAGUAUAGUUCAAUUAAAGGGACACUCCAUUUUGGAAUCCAUUCAGCCGAUCUCUGGGUCUGCCGCUAGCAGUUUUAGC